AUGUUUAUUCUCUACACAAUUUUUGGCAUUUUGUUGGCCACAAUAAUCACUUCUUACAUACGAAUACUCUACAAAACCCUGCGACGCGUGCGUGUACCCAUAAGUAGUGCGAAAUCUUCUGCAGAAAGUGUAAAAAUAAUCAAACAAGCGCCCGGACCCAAGCCCUGGCCCAUCAUUGGCAACCUCAAUGUGCUGGAUAAGUACAGGGACAAUCCCUUUGCGGGUUUCACGGAGUUGGCCAAGGUUUAUGGCGAUAUUUACUCGCUGACCUUCGGACACACACGCUGCCUGGUGGUCAACAAUUUGGAACUCAUUCGCGAGGUUUUAAAUCAAAAUGGAAAGGUUUGCAGUGGACGACCGGACUUGCGCUAUCACAAACUAUUUGGAGGCGAGAGGAGCAACUCGCUGGCGCUGUGCGAUUGGUCGCAGCUGCAGCAGAAGCGUCGCAACAUGGCCAGAAGGCACUGCUCACCGCGGGAAUCCUCCUCCUUUUACAUGCAAAUGUCGCAGAUUGGCUGCGAGGAAAUGGAACACUUUAUCCGGGAAAUAGACGCCAAGAUGCUGCCCGGACAGCCCUUCGAUGUGAAGACUUUCCUGCUGCGUGCCUGUGCCAAUAUGUUCAGCCAGUACAUGUGCUCCCAGCGGUUCGACUACGAUGACGAGGAGUUCCACAAGAUUGUGCUGUACUUUGAUGAGAUCUUCUGGGAGAUCAAUCAGGGACAUCCGUUGGACUUUCUGCCCUGGCUGCGGCCCUUCUAUCAGCGGCACUUGAACAAGAUUGUCAACUGGUCUUCGACCAUUAGGAAAUUCAUUAUGGAUCGCAUCAUCAGCCAUCGGGAACUGGAUAUUGAUGUGGAUGAACCAGACAGCGACUUCACGGACGCGCUGCUGAAGAGUUUGGUCGAGGACAAGGAUGUCUCACGCAACACGAUCAUCUUUAUGCUGGAGGACUUCAUUGGCGGCCACUCGGCUGUGGGGAAUCUGGUGAUGCUGGCGCUGGCCUACAUAGCCAAGGAUCCGCAGGUGGGCAGCAGGAUACAGGCCGAAGUGGAUGCCAUAACCGACAAGGGGCAGCGUCGCAUCAAUCUGCUGGACAUGAACCGCAUGCCCUACACCAUGGCCACGAUCUUUGAGGUGCUGCGGUACUCCUCCUCGCCGAUUGUGCCGCAUGUGGCCACCGAGGAUACGGUGAUCUCUGGCCAUGGCGUCACCGCUGGCACGAUAGUUUUCAUCAACAAUUAUGUGCUCAACAAGAGUCCAGAGAACUGGAUAAAUCCACAUCAGUUUGAGCCGCAAAGGUUCCUCGAGGAGUCCAACGAAGGCAGACGUGACUCGAGGGGUUCCGAUUCGGGCAUUGAGAGUGAUCGCAAGGAGUUCCAACUGAGGAAGAAUAUUCCACACUUUCUGCCCUUUAGCAUUGGCAAGCGGACAUGCAUUGGCCAGAAUUUGGUGCGAGGAUUUGGCUUCCUGCUGCUGGCCAACCUGCUGCAGAGCUACAAUGUGUCCAGCGAGGAUCCAUCCACAAUAAGCAUCACGCCUGCCAGUCUGGCGCUGCCCGCCAAGUGCUUUCCCUUGCUGCUGACACGCAGGACAUAGAUGGAUGGACAGGUGUGUCUCUAGGCAGUAUGAAGUUGUUUUUUAUAUUUGGCUAUAACUUGCAAAAACUUGGGAGCAGCGGCACAUCCUUAAAGGA
Molecule: messenger RNA, 1693 nt
Organism: Drosophila subobscura
Lineage: Eukaryota; Metazoa; Arthropoda; Insecta; Diptera; Drosophilidae
Gene: spo
Product: cytochrome P450 307a1
Molecular function (GO): iron ion binding; heme binding; monooxygenase activity
Source: RefSeq, a predicted model, not a curated record